GUGCCUUCACAAAUAAUGUGAAUUUAUUUGACGUUGCAUGCGGAAAAGAGUUUUCUUUGGGUUUGCGAAAAUACACACGGAAUGGAUCAUUUUGACAAGAAAGACGUUAUACAAGCUAUUCUCAUAGCCGAUAAUAAUGUGGAGAACUUUAAGCCAUUGUCCGACAACGAUUCCACGGCUCUCAUUCCUUUGGUCAAUGUUUCUAUGUUGGAUUAUGCCCUGGAGGCUUUAAAUCGCAGUGGAAUUGAGGAAGUGUUUGUCUUUGCCAGUCUGCACCUGCAAAGUGUUAGGGAUUAUAUCAAGAAAGGGAUUGCAUCACUCAGCUCUUGGUCGGUCAACAUGAAAGUUACUGUCAUUGGUGGCGAGGGCUGUCGUUGUUUUGGCGAUGCCAUGAGAGAAUUGGAUAGCAAGGCAUUGAUAAGAGGGAAUUUUGUUAUUUUGGGAGCUGAUACUAUAACCAAUACCGAUUUUAGGCCUAUAUUCGAGCAACAUAAGAAAAUAGCCAAAUAUGAUAAAGGUGCUGCGGCCACACUCAUCUUCAAGGAGGCAGAAAAUCAUUUACGUACCGGCAACGAAAUCAUGAUUGCUGUUGAUGUUCAAAACAACCGGCUACAUCAUCAUCAACGGCUGCGUUUGAAUGGCAAGGAAAAAGAUUUCGAAAUCCCCCUGGAGGUAUUUAUGAACAAUUCCCAGGUGGCAUUGUAUCAUAAUCUCAUCGAUCCUCAAAUGGCCAUUGGUUCACCAUCCAUGCUCUCGUUAUUUUCGGACAAUUUCGAUUUCGAAACCCGUGACGACUUCGUCAAAGGCAUAUUGAUAAAUGAAGAAAUUCUAGAUAGCCGUAUCUACGUCUCCUUGCUGCCCCGUGAACAAUAUGCCCGCAAAGUAAACAAUUGGCUAACAUAUCAAAUUGUUAGCAAUGAUAUUAUUAGCCGUUGGUCAUAUCCUCUUGUACCCGAUAUGGGUGUGGUGGGCCUUAAACAACAAUAUAUCUUUUUGAAAAAUAACAUCUACAGAAGUCCCGAAUCGAAUAUGUCCAAAGUCACGUUAAGAGAAAAUGUUGUGGCGGGUGCUGGUAGUUUUGUUGGCAGUGGGUCAACGCUGGGCUCCAGUGUUUUGGGCAGGAAUGUAAAGAUUGGACAAAACUGCCGUUUGGUGAAUGCCUUCAUAUUAGACGAUGCUGUGGUGGACGAUAAUUGUGUUUUGGAAUUUUGUGUGGUAGGAGCUAAGGCAAAGGUUGGCUGUAAAUCGAAACUUACCGAGGGCUGUGUUGUGGGGAAUGAAUGCGUAUUGCCGGCCAAUACAACAUUGUCAAGUGCCAUAGUCACUGCUGAAGUUACAGAAGAUGAUGAGGAAUGCGGUGAUAUUAAAAAGCUGAGUGACAAGGCCUUUAUUAUUACGCAUUCAGAUCGUAAUGUAGCCAACUCCGAAGACGAGGACGACGAUGAGGUAUUGCAAGAAGGAAACAUUGUGCCCAAAAUGAUGAAACUUCCCAUUAGCUAUGAAGAAAGUGAUUACUGUUCCAGCAGUGAUGAAGAUGAGUCCAGAGCCUGUUCGCCAAUGCCUGAUGAUACUAAUAUAUUCCUUUCGGAGGUCGUUGAUUCCUUGUCCCGUGGUUUCCAAGAAAAAUCCAACCCCGACUUUCUUAUAUUGGAAAUCAACUCAUCCCGCUACGCCUAUAAUAUGUCACUAAAGGAAGUCAAUUUUUAUGUUGUCAAGGCCAUAUUUAGUUUACCCAACAUUAAGGAGUGCAACGGCAACGUACUGGCGGACAUAAAUGCGGUAUUCAAACAAUUGGGUCCAGUAAUGUCGAAUUAUAUCAAAAGUGAAGACGCCAUGCUGGAUUGCUUAAAGGCUUUGGAGGAUAUCUAUGAUGAAAAUCCCAAAGUGCGCGAAAAGAUUUCACAAAUUGUCCACUUCCUUUACGACAAAGAUUUCGUAAGUGAAGAAGCCAUUUUGGCCUGGCACGAGGAACUGGAUGUGGAGCAACACGAAAGUCUGCGUAAAUCUCUACAAAAACUCAUUGAAUGGCUGCAGCAAUCCAGUGAAGAAGAGGACGACGAUGACGAUGAUGAUGAAGAAGAAAGUGACUGAAAUAGUGUAGAUAUUUAAAUAUAAUGUCUGUAUGUUUUUAUUAACACAACAACAAAGAAAAAAGAAACAUUUGUUUGUUAAAAAGUCA
This is a messenger RNA of Musca domestica (house fly), 2179 nucleotides long. Its product is annotated as translation initiation factor eIF-2B subunit epsilon. The record is from RefSeq and is a predicted model, not a curated record. The coding region runs from base 82 to 2091 and encodes 669 amino acids. The transcript has 7 exons. Gene Ontology annotation, biological process: biosynthetic process. Gene Ontology annotation, cellular component: eukaryotic translation initiation factor 2B complex. NCBI's taxonomy places the organism in Eukaryota, Metazoa, Arthropoda, Insecta, Diptera, Muscidae. Gene Ontology annotation, molecular function: translation initiation factor activity; translation initiation factor binding; guanyl-nucleotide exchange factor activity.